Molecule: messenger RNA, 1428 nt
Organism: Hippopotamus amphibius kiboko
Lineage: Eukaryota; Metazoa; Chordata; Mammalia; Artiodactyla; Hippopotamidae
Product: phospholipid scramblase 2-like
Exons: 8
Coding region: 1-1428 (475 amino acids)
Biological process (GO): plasma membrane phospholipid scrambling
Cellular component (GO): plasma membrane
Molecular function (GO): phospholipid scramblase activity
Source: RefSeq, a predicted model, not a curated record
AUGGUUAACAGUGGAGUAGGAAGAAAAACACGGAGUGGAGAGGAACCAACGUUUUUGGAGCGUCGCCAGGGGCAAGAUAGGGAGCGGGCAGCCUCUUCGCUCCUUGAGCCUCACCUGGGUGGGGGUCUCACCUCCAAGUCUCAGGCCCUGCAGCAGCGACGCGGGGCCGCAGGAGGCAAGAACCACCUCAAGCGCCCAGGACCCCUGACCUCAGCUUGCUGUAUCCUGACUGUCCAGGACCACGCCAAAGGCAAGGCGCACGCGCAGGAGUGGGGAGGCAGUGGGCUGGGAGGGAGGGGGAGGCAGAGCUUAGUGCUGGCUUCACAGGGUGGGGGUGGGGUAUCAGCGGCCUUGGGAAUCGAAUGGACCCCAGAAGCCGAGCCAGGACUUAGCGAGCAGCCCAGCUGGCCCCCUCCUAUCCCGGCCAGGCCCAGACCUUUGCAAUGCCAAGGGGUCUCCUGCCUGAAACCACCCUCAUCUCCAGGAUAUAAUGGCUGUCCUGCCCCCCAAGCUGGCAAUAGUGAAACCCAGGCUGAAAAUCACGUCCAGGAUAGCAAACCUGAAACCCAGGCUGAAUAUCCUGAUCCCCAGCCUAGUUACCCUGGAACCCAGACUGAAUAUCUAAUCCUACCAGCUGGCGAUACAGGAGCUGGCCUAGUUGGCAUUCCUGUCCAAUACCAGCCAGUGUCUCUUCAGCCAAGUGUGCCUGCAAGACUACUAUGGAUUCCAGAACUAACACUUUCAUCAGACUGUCCACCAGGGUUGGAACAUUUAAAUCAGCUAGAUCAAGUCCAGGUUCAUCAGCAAAUUGAACUUACAGAAGUGAUAAUACAUAUUGAAACAAAUAACAAAUAUGAAAUUAAGAACCAACUUGGACAGAGAAUUUACUUUGCAGCAGAGGAUACUGAUUGCUGUACCCGAUAUUACUGUGGGGGUUUUAGGCCUUUUACCAUGAGGAUUCUUGAUCUUAUAGGCCGAGAAGUCAUAACUCUGGAGAGACCACUAAGGUUUAACUGGUGUUGUAUUCCCUGUUGCCUUCAGGAGAUAGAAAUCCAUGCUCCUCCUGGCAUACCAAUAGGCUAUGUUACUGAGAUCAGGCAUCCGUUUCUGCCAAAGUUUAGAAUUCAAAAUGAAAAUAGAAAGGAUAUACUAAGAAUUAUUGGUCCAUGUUGUAUGUGCAGCUGUUUUGGAGAUGUUGAUUUUGAGAUUAACUCUCUUGAUGGAAAAAAUGUGCUUGGCAAGAUUUCCAAGCAGUUUACUGGGAUCGUGAGAGAGAUAUGUACAAAUUACAGUAACUUUGGCAUCCAGUUCCCUUCAGACGUUGAUGUGAAAACGAAAGCUGUGGUGCUUGGCGCAUGUUUCCUCAUUGAUUUCAUGUUUUAUGAAAACACUGGAUGCACUAAGCUUUUGACACUAGGAUUGUGGUAG